ACCACUGCAUAAUUUCCAAUAGUGUGACCGAAGAAAAAGCUGAUAAUUCAAGAAUUAAUUCGAACGAAUACGACAAGCUUUUCCAAUCUACAGAAUAAGAAUGGCGAGCAAAAUGAUAGACGAUUCAUUGGACCUGACCGAAUAUGAAGCGAGCGUCAAGAUGCCGAUAUGUGCAAUAUGCUUACUACUGAUACUGGACGAUGAAUACUCAAAAGGCAUAGCAGUCCUUGAUCGGUGUCGACACAUUGCACAUCAACGAUGCGUUAACCUGAUGACCUGCGUAAUCAUCAGCUGCGAGGAAAAAGAAAAUCCAGGAAGAUGCCAGAUCCCUAAAUGCAAAGAAAUCUUCGAAGUGGAAAAAACUCGUGCAAUUAGGAUAGCAACCGACGAUAUGGCAAGUGUCAUUGCUCGAUAUGUAAAUUACAAUCGUAACCUGAAACUCCAACUUAAUGAAUUAGAACAAACAGUCGAGGACCUACAACAGACGAUUAACACCCAAAGCAAUGAUUUAGACCAGAGAGAUUUUCGGAUACGAAACAUGGAAGAAGAUUUAGAAGGAUUUAGAAAGCUUUUGUUCGACAAGGAAAUGAAACGCGUUUACGAAGAAAUGAAAAAAGAAGACGGAGUCAAGCUAGGAGAUGAGUUGAAAUUCGAAGAAGAUCAAUUCGGACACAAUCCUCACCUACGAGACGUGAUGAAAACCGAAAUUAUGACUAUAACGUUGGAAAACCCUCAACCAUCAGCGUCAGGAUUAAAUAACGUAACGCAAUCAACUUCGGAACGCUUGCAUCAGCCCAUGUUGAACCCAAAUAACGUAAUAACAAUUGAAAACGACACCGAACCCAUCUAUAUCGAACCAUAUCAACAUUGGAAAAACUUAAAGGACAACAACAAUUUUUAUUACGUAACGUUCAAAGAUCCGAUUGAAAUAAGACCGAUGGUGAUGCACAACAGAAAAACCUACGACAUACCGAUCGAAUACAACAUCAACGAAUUACGAAGAGAAUACUUCAAGAAAGGAUUUUAUUUCAACAGUGACGUAACAACACGAUAUUCUGAGCGAUUUACCGACAAAAUUCAAACCGACUUUAUCACCCAAUAUACUUACAAACACCCUCGCGGAUAUAACGUUAAAUGCUAUUUCAUGGGAAACUAUAUGAUGGUCGGCGACGGGGCACUCUGCGCCAUGGCCUGGGAAGGCCUAUACGAAAACAAGCCUCUACGGACAACUAUGAUGAAUUCAUUACUACUGACAGGCACCCUAUCCCCGAAGAAACUAAAAAACCAUCUUAUACAUGCUAUUAGACAAUUGCCUCCCAUGUUAGCAGUAUCCAUCGGAAACCACGACGUCAGAAAAGAAAUCUAUCGUAACGUAAUAAAAAACACGAAGCAACUAUUACACCUAAUGAUCAGCAAAGGUGCCAAGAGGAUUCUACUGAUACCCAUGAUCUAUUCCUAUGCAGCCAUGGAGAAAUAUGCGCUAAAAGCAGAGCAGUUUAAUAAAUGGUUAAAAGAAGAGGCGGUGAAAAUAAAAGGCGCAGAUCUUAUUUAUAUGGAGCAGUUCGAAGAAUUAUACCAGAAGCACCCGAUUCCAUAUUUUAUAGAUCGUCAAGAAAAUAUCUUUCCAACAUAUACGGCGAACUACGAAAUGGUUUCUUUGAUAGCAACAGAUAUACACGAUGAAAGCGAAUUAUUCCUGACUCAAGUACCCGAACAACCUGAUACGAUAACAGAAGAAAGAUACAGAGAAUACGAAGAACGCAUCGGUAUUGAGACAUUACGUAAUGCAUAAUUAACGUAAUAAAGUAUAUCCAAAACGGGAAUAUAUCGUGUAAACCUAUAUGAGAAUGUGUAUAUGCUAUAAGACUAACGUAACAACUAAGCAAUUCCAGCAGUCGUGGAAUAAACUAUGCGAUUUAUAUUUAUAGGAUAUCCUGCAUGUAUACUAUUAAUAUAGUAAUUAUUAAGAUAACGUAACGCAUCUAAUAAUUCCAGCAGUCGUGGAAAUUUCAAUGAUGUUCCUUACUAAUGUCCUAAGUAUUCGUCGCAGGUUUCUUUAUGUUUUUACUCGUUACUUAUUUUAUAGGAAAUAAAAUAAAAUUUAUCAUCGUGAGAGCAAAUUUCAUUUAUUUAAAGAGCAAUCUCAUUCGUUAGCACAACUCUAACAACACACAGCAAAAUCGUACAAAGUGUUCGAACAAAAUAAAAAAACCAAACAUGAAAUAACGUGAAAAAUAAAACCACAGUUAAAGAAGUUACAGUGAGACAUUGAGAUAACAAAUGGUAUUUUAUUUCGUACAAGUACAACAGCUUAGUAAAAUUCAAAAGUUUAAUGCUACCAAGAAGUUAUUACAAAUAACACAUCGAAAAUAAUCCACCAAGACAAUAGUUACACGUAAGUACAAAACAAUACAUCAAUAAAAUAUGUAUAAAGUACAUUGGAUUACAAUAUAGAACGUCCAACAGACUCUCAGACACGUGUAGCAGAUCGUCGUGCUUGGCCAAAGAAAAAUUUUCAUCUUACGUAAUCCGAAUUCGAUUAUUACCAAGCGUAUCCAGUUCCGUUCAAUCCUGGGCACCAGAUUUCAUCUUCGUAACGUAAUUCAUGGAAGAAAAGCCGUAUUCUGAACCAACUAGGAAGAAAAUGGAAGCAAUACGAGUAAACAUCAUUACUUGCUCAAGCUGCAACAAAUCACUUGGGCAAGGCCCAGACCAAGACCGGACAAAUGCGAAAUUAAAACUAACUUCGUGUAGACAUAUCUAUCACGAAAAAUGUCUAACCAAUCUGUAUAUGGCUUACGCACCCGGGACUGAAAAAUGCGUAUUCUCUAACUGCAAUACAUCGCUGAUUCUUGCAUCUGACGUCGAGAUACAAGCAAAUAACAUCCAAAUUACGACUGUAAAAGAUGAUUCAACGUCACCGGCAACUUUAGUAGAACAACUAUGGAAGUUACGCAAAGAGAACCAAGAGCUGAAAAUAGAAAAUAACGAUUAUAUGAACGAAGUCGCUAAAUUAAACUCCGACGUAGAACAUCUAAAUGAUCGAGUAAAAGCAUCAGUAGAAAAAAUCAUAUACCUGAAAAAAUGUGAACCAAUCGAUAACGUAACACCGGAACACAAGUAUGACAAUCCGAUCGAUGAAUUUAUACAACCUUUAAGCGAUGAAGAACAGAACCCGGCAGAAUCAACAUCUAACGAAAAAGAAAUCGAUGAAUCUCAAUUCGAACCGAAAUACGAAGACACAUCGGACGAGGAUACGAAUUGGAAACAUGAACAUCUACAAAAAGAAAAAACAGAUGAAUUCAAAAUCCCGCUGGUUAAAUCAACUAUUACGAAAACAGCAACAUUACCUGCUAAAUCUUCACCGAAGAAAUCACCACCGAAAAAACUAUCAUCGCCAACCAAAACCAGCAAAACUAUGAUUCAAAUACGCCGCAAGUCUCCUGAAAGAAAACCGAUUAAUACAAAAAAUCUAAAAGUAAUACUUAAGCCAUCAGGUUCACGAUAUGUACCAAGAACGCCUUUACGUAAUACUCACCGACGAAAUGCUAUCAAUCGAUAUAGAACGAAAUAUGAACAGAAUAAGUUCGAGUCCAUUAUAGAUAACAACCAAACUCGUAGCCCUCUCAAGCCAGGACAUUUUGGAGCGAUUCGUGACGUAAAAAAUUACCGAAAUCGACUAACAAUCCCAACCUAUGACAAAAAAGAACAAGUAGUUCAUUUACCGGUAACCAGAAAGAUUUUUCAAGAAGAAAUCAGAAGAAUGACACUAAAAACAUCCAUACCUGAUGAAUUCGGUUCGACGUGUAGAAAGUUUCGAUAUAACCUAUACACAACCGGAGCUACACUUACGUUACGAAAUAAAGGAACGGAGACUAUUUUCUUUUUGCAGCAGUACUGGAUGCUGGGCGAUGGCCUGGUACAUCAAAUGGUCCAUUUUGCGAUAGCCGGUGAUCAAGCUUAUACUGAAAAACUAGAAUAUAAUGAUUACGUAAAUGGUUUUAUAUCAACAACAGAUCUAAAUAGAUCAAUUUCAAAAAACGUAACAAAAUUACCUAAAAAGGUGCUGAUAUCGAUAGGUCAUAAAGAUCUUCAUGAAAACGCCAACGAAGAAAAAUUGAGAGACGAUUUUAAUGCGCUGAUCAAGACGUUGAGUACUUCAGGCGUAAAGAAAAUCUAUGUCAUACCACCUAUAAAACACACGGUACAUAGUGAUAAAACGAAGAAAUUUAGAAAUUGGCUAGAAGCUAUCAGCAUUUCGAAGAAAGAUACACAUAACACAAACUAUAUAAAACAGCUUGAAAGCAUACUAGAUCGAACGUUACCGGAAAAGAUAGUCGAUAAGUGUCCUUUUCUUGAUCACCGUAUCAUUCUGGAGGCUGUUCUGGGUUUACUACCUCUUCUUGCUGAGUAAACAUCUGUAAAUACGGAAUCACGUUACAAAGUAUCGAAAAUCUAGAACCUUAUCAACCUUACGUAAUUCAUACUUCCCGGAAUGAAACAGACAUUGCAACAUGAAAUCAAACUACAGCUCAUCACAUGGAACCUGAAACAAUAAAUAAAUUCAUGUUAGUCAUAGAAUAGAAUAACGUAAUAAUGUACGAAAUUUAUACAUACUGUAAUAGUCAAUAAUUUUCACCACUAAUGUAUGUACAUUAAGCACUUUUGAUUUGCCUUCGGUACUUUGAUUCAUACGAUGUAAUGUGACUUUUCUUUAUUUUGUACAGAUAUACUGUUUAGAUAUUAUUUCACUUUAUUUUACGUUUAUAAUCUUUAAUUUUCCCAGAAGUUGGAUACAUUUUUUUUAUCUUCUUCUACAUUUUUUUUUAUUAUUACUGCUUUUUACUGUAUCACAGUUGAUAAGAAGAUGUUUAUUCUAUUAUUUUGUUUAUUUUAAUUAUUUCAAUAGCAACAUGUAAACACCCGGGGCAAAGGAUAGGGCACAUAGGACAUUCUCCCUUUUUAGUUGUUAGAGUGGUUACAUAUUCCUAUAAGUAAUCACUCGGGGCAAUGUAAAGGGAGGAAUUGCGCCAUUUUCCGUCGCUUAGGUGAGGGAAAAUUGUUCUCCUUCUACCUUUCGCUCAAUUCUCUUACGUAACCACGCUAUCUAGCUGUUUAGUUCGCGUUAGUGAAGUGUUUCACGUUAUCCGAUCACAACUUCAGUCAAUCACGGACUCACUAAGCGAGAGCUUAGUUUCCAUUCGAUAGAUAGGUUGAGGUGCGGAGCCCUAUCAGUACGUUCGACGUAUGGAGCACGUACUUUCCACCUUAUAAUUACUGGGAUAUGGAAUAUCUUUUACGUAAUGGACUAUCGGAUCGGAUCGUGGUUACUCAAGAGAUGAACUGCAGCAUCUCUAAAUUCUCUUUUAGAGUCAUUCAUACUGGACCUGCCCUAUCCGGCAUGAAUGCCCUUGUCCCUGGGUGGUGUUUUUAACACACAUUUGCGACUACAUGUACUCGCUUCCUUUAAAUCAAAUCGUAAUUCUAUUUACGUAAUAUAGUCAGACUAUUUACAUAUAAUGCUUAAUAACCAAUAAAGCUAAUGUAACGUUAUA
Planococcus citri (citrus mealybug) is the source of this 5555-nucleotide messenger RNA. RefSeq lists its product as uncharacterized. Bases 101 to 1792 code for a protein of 563 amino acids. Lineage: Eukaryota; Metazoa; Arthropoda; Insecta; Hemiptera; Pseudococcidae. The record is from RefSeq and is a predicted model, not a curated record. The transcript has 2 exons.